Molecule: messenger RNA, 2705 nt
Organism: Manis javanica (Malayan pangolin)
Lineage: Eukaryota; Metazoa; Chordata; Mammalia; Pholidota; Manidae
Gene: ARSL
Product: arylsulfatase L
Molecular function (GO): arylsulfatase activity
Source: RefSeq, a predicted model, not a curated record
UUAGCUCGGACCAAUGCAGACAGUUCUUACUUGGAAAAUUCUUUGAAAAAAAAAAGAAAAUCAUCUCUACUUUAUACCGCUGGCAUGGUCUGAAAUAUAUGUUCCAUUACCAUAGGCAAGAAUGUGGUCUCUAGAAAAUAGAAAAGGGGGAAAAAUGCACCAUAAAGCCCAAAAGGACUUUGCAGAUCUACUUGUUAGUUAGGGAGUUGAGCAGCUAUUUGCAUGUACUGGUAGUUGCAGCUAAAGAAAAAUUUCUCCCUAGAAUUUUCUGAGAUUCUAGACAGAGAAAAAACCAACAACUAUGAAAUUUAAGGACUGUUUAAGAGGCAUUUUUUAAAGCAACUCUUUUCCCACCUUGGGAUGACCCAAGGUCAGGAGGGCUCCCACCUCCUUGGGAAUGCAAGAGUCCGUGUUUGGGGCUCGUCUGAAUCCUGCUGUCUGGGAUCCUUCCGCAAGGGUUACAUUUUGUAAAUAAGAACAGACGUUGCUCUGUGGAACCUGGAGAGAGGGCUGUGGGCAGCAGCCUGAGACGUCCUGCCCCUCCCCUGAAACAACCGAGCUUGGCUUCUGUGGAAUCCUGGCUGUGGCUUUGCAAACGGAGCUGUGCACAUGCGUGCAGCGGCCGGAGAGGCCUGCGACUCAGAACCGGCGUGCACAGUCCCCUGGCACAGGGAGCCGGUCCCCCAAGAACCAGCCGACGGGCCACACUGAGGACAGCAAAGGGUAGAGGACAUGUUACAUCUGGAACAUUCUUGGGCCUGGCUGGCUGCAAUGAUGGGUGUGCUUCUCAGUUUGAAGCCCUCAGCCUGCAGGGAUUUACCUGUUUCCCGUCCAAACAUCGUUCUCCUGAUGGCAGAUGAUCUUGGUAUCGGAGACCUCGGCUGCUAUGGCAACACCACUUUAAGGACUCCAAAUAUCGACCGCCUGGCAGAGGACGGCAUCAGACUCACCCAGCACAUUGCUGCCGCGUCCGUGUGUACCCCAAGCCGAGCCGCUUUCCUAACAGGCAGAUACCCUCUCCGAUCAGGCAUGGUUUCCAGUAAUGGGUAUCGUGUUCUUCAGUGGACUGGAGUGUCUGGUGGCCUUCCAACAAAUGAAACAACUUUUGCAAAAAUAUUAAAAGAGAAAGGCUAUGCCACAGGACUCAUCGGAAAAUGGCAUCUGGGUCUCAACUGCGAGUCUUCCAGUGAUCAUUGCCACCAUCCACUCAGCCACGGAUUCGACCACUUCUAUGGAAUGCCAUUUUCCAUGAUGGGAGAUUGUGUCCACUGGGAAAUGUCAGAGAAGCGGGUAGCCCUGGAGCACAAAGUCGAGUUCUACUUCCAAAUCAUGGCCUUUGCAGCCCUGACGCUCACGGCCGGGAAACUCGCCCGCCUGGCCUCGUGGUCGUGGACACCGGUCAUCUGGUUGACCAUUGUGGCUAUCUUACUCUUUAUGGCUUCGUAUUUUGUGGGUGUCCUGAUCGUCCAUGCGGACUGCUUUCUCAUGAGAAAUCACACCGUCACCGAGCAGCCCAUGCGCUUUGAAAGGACCACGUCUCUUAUUCUCAAAGAGGUCUCCUCCUUUGUCCAAAGGAAUAAGCAAGGACCCUUCCUCCUCUUUGUCUCUUUCCUGCACGUCCACACCCCUCUCGUUACUACUGGGAAGUUUCUGGGGAACAGUCUGCAUGGUCUUUACGGGGACAACGUACAGGAGAUGGACUGGAUGGUGGGUCAGAUCCUUGAUACGCUGGACAUGGAAGGUUUGACCAACAGCACCCUCGUUUAUUUCACGUCAGAUCACGGGGGAUCUUUAGAGGCUCAAAUGGGAAAUAACCAAUAUGGGGGCUGGAAUGGGAUCUAUAAAGGUGGUAAAGGCAUGGGUGGCUGGGAAGGCGGCAUCCGGGUCCCAGGGAUAGUCCGCUGGCCCGGGGUGCUGCAGGCCGGACGAGUGAUCGGCGAGCCCACCAGCCUGAUGGACGUGUUCCCCACCGUGGUCCAGCUGGGGGGCGGCGAGGUGCCCCAGGACAGGGUGGUGGACGGCCGGGACCUGCUGCCCCUGCUCCUGGGAACGGCGCAGCACUCGGACCACGAGUACCUGUUCCACUACUGCGAGAAUUUCCUGCACGCAGCCCGGUGGUACCAGCGGGACAGAGGAACAAUGUGGAAAGUGCACUAUGAGACCCCCGUGUUCCAGCCCGACGGCGCCGGCGCCUGCUAUGGGAGAGCGGUCUGCCCAUGCUCCGGGGAGCAGGUGGCCCGCCACGACCCGCCUCUGCUCUUCAACCUCUCCAGAGAUCCUUCCGAGAUACACGCCCUCACGCCGGACACAGAGCCAUUGUUCUACCAGGUGAUGGAGAGGGUGGCACAGGCCGUGCACCAGCACCGCCAGAUGCUUGGCCAGGUUCCGCGGCCACUGGCUGCGGUGGACAACGUCUGGAGGCCGUGGCUGCAGCCGUGCUGUGGCCCCUUCCCCCUGUGCUGGUGUGACCGGGAAAACGGCCAGCCUUGAACCAAGCAGUGCAGCCCCGGGGGGGCCGAGAACAACGCCCGUGGGAGGGUCUCCCAUCCACUCCUGGGGCGUCGAAUCCAAAGGGGAACGGGUCGAGGAAGACAGUGCAUCGUGUCUUGUCCAAGCACCACUAAAUAAAAUGACCCACCGUCCCAGCCGGACAGUACGCACGAUUGCUCGGCUGCUCAGGCCACACAAGAGGGGGUGAAGGCCGA